Messenger RNA from Drosophila ficusphila, 1731 nucleotides. Its product is annotated as 4-coumarate-CoA ligase 1. The transcript is spliced from 4 exons. The record is from RefSeq and is a predicted model, not a curated record. Lineage: Eukaryota; Metazoa; Arthropoda; Insecta; Diptera; Drosophilidae. Gene Ontology annotation, molecular function: long-chain fatty acid-CoA ligase activity. Gene Ontology annotation, biological process: fatty-acyl-CoA biosynthetic process; long-chain fatty acid metabolic process. The coding region runs from base 1 to 1638 and encodes 545 amino acids.
AUGAGCUGUGAGGUUCACUACGAUGCCGCUUCGCGGACUUGGUUUGGCCCCCGGGGCAAGGACUUCUACGGUCCGGAGAUGACCCUGGGCGAGGUCAUCAUGCGGGUGAUGCAGAUCAACGCCGAUAAGGUGAUGCAGCACUGCGAUCCCACGGGGAAGGAGCUCACUGGAAGCCAGCUGGCGGAGCAGAGUGCCCGAGUAGCCCAGACCUUCAAGAGGUUGGGACUGAGGAGGGGCGAUGUCAUCGGGAUCUCGGCGAAUAACUCCACCUUUCUAACUAGUGUCGUCAUCGCGGCUUUAUUGAGGGGAAUUCCCAUUAACCCAUUGCAUCCGGAGUUUACAGAGGAAACUGUGAAGUACAUGUAUGACAUUACCGAGCCAAAGAUUAUCUUUUGUGAUGUGGAGAACUAUCAUAUAAUUAAGACGGUCAAUGAGAAACUAAAAAAUCCCGCCAAGAUUUAUCUGAUCAAUGGAAAAUUGGAAGGAGUGCUGGAUAUUAGUGAUCUGCUCAACGAGGAUGAGUGCAUCACAGCUGCGGCAUAUGUACCCUGCCCAAAAUUACACGGUGAUCACACGGCGUUUAUUGUUUGCUCCUCGGGAACUACUGGAAUGCCCAAGGGUGUGACCCGAUCCCAUCGCAGCUUACUCUGCAAUUGCAAAAAUCCAAAUACCUACACCAGAGACAGCGUGCUGCUAUCGUUCAGUCCGCUUUACUGGAUAUCAGGAACCAUUAUUCUUUUGGCCUCACUUCUAAAUGGCUGCAAGCGCAUCAUAACCAAUCGGCCAUACAGUGUGGAGUACCUCCUCCAACUGGUCGAAACGCACAAGGUGACCUUCCUGUUCUUGGCCUCCCACCAGAUUGCACUGCUCUCCAAACACGACAGGGAUCUGGUUCAGCUGAAGGCUCAGCUCCAAUCCGUACGAGUUCUAAUUGGAGCCGGAUCCAAAGUGUGUAAGGCAGUGGCCCGGAGAAUGUACGAGCUGAUUGGAAGCCAGAGGUUCGUAGUGGGCUAUGGACUUUCUGAGAUGGGAGGUCUGAGCAAGAAUGUGGGAGGACCUCUGGGCUGCGAGGGCAAGGUCAUGCGAAAUGUGGAGUUGCGAGUGCUGGACAAACUGAAAAUGCCGCUGGGCAUCAAUGAAGUUGGAAUUGUCUACGCCCGUUUGCGAUACAAGUGGGAGGGAUAUUACCGAAAUCCAGAGGCCACAAAGAGAGCCCUCAGCUCGGACGGAAUGUGGUUCCGAACCGGAGACAUUGGCUACCUCGAUAGCGAGGGCCACCUGUACAUCCAGACCCGUGACACCGAUGUCUUCAAGUUCAGCAACUUCCAGAUUUAUCCCGAGCAGAUCGAGGAGUUUAUCCUGAGACUGCCCGGAGUGAGUGAGGCCUGUGUCUUUGGUAUCCCGGAUGCGGUGGCCACCAAUCUCACUGCCUGCGCCGUUGUUCGAACUAAAAGUUUGGAAGGAGAGCGACUGACGGCAGAACAAAUCCGAACCAAAGUGGAAAGGCAUUUAAGCGGAGCCUAUCACAUUCGAGGAGGUGUCUUCUUUGUGGACGGUCUACCGAAAACCCCCAAUGACAAGCUGCAGAGACGAAAGGUUCUCGGACUUAUCAAGGAACUCCAAAUUGAAGCUCAGUAAAAAUGUUUUAGUAAUUAUUAUUCGUAAAAGUACAAGCGACUGAAAUUCAAUAAGUGGAGCAGCCGAACCUAAAAGUAAUUUGUUUAUUGGAAA